Molecule: messenger RNA, 6416 nt
Organism: Drosophila yakuba
Lineage: Eukaryota; Metazoa; Arthropoda; Insecta; Diptera; Drosophilidae
Gene: nonA
Product: protein no-on-transient A
Exons: 5
Coding region: 92-2191 (699 amino acids)
Biological process (GO): regulation of DNA-templated transcription
Cellular component (GO): nucleus
Molecular function (GO): RNA binding
Source: RefSeq, a predicted model, not a curated record
UUUACAUUCAGUUUUUCAAUUUUGAGGACAGUUGUCAAAGAGUUGUAGCAAGCACUGUUUUAAUACAAAAAAAGGAUAUAAUAUUAAUAAAAUGGAAAGUGCGGGGAAACAGGACAAUAACGCCACACAACCGUUGCCCCAACGCCAGCAGCGGGGAAAUCAGCAGGCCAACAAAAAUCUCGGAAAGCACAAUGCUCAAAAACAAAAUGAUUCCGUGGAUGGAUGCCCGGCUGAAAAGAAGUCGAGAUUCGGUGGUCCAAAUGCCCAGAAUCAGAACCAGAACCAAAAUCAAAAUGGUGGUGGUGGUGCAGCUGGUGGCCCCAAUCAAAAUAAGAACUUUGGAAACAACAAGGGUGGGUUCGCUGGAAACCGCAAUCGCAACAACAACAACAAUCGGGCUGGAAAUCAAAACCGGACUUUUCCAGGCACUAACAAUGCCAAUCAAAAACCCAAUAACGAAACGUCAAAGGCGGUCGGUGCUAAUGCACCUGCUAAGAACAAUGAACCGCAAACUGCAGCUGCUGGCCAAAAUCAAGCGAAUCAGAACGCCAACAAGGGCCAAAAUCAACGGCAAGGGCAAAACCAAAAUCAAGUCCAUGGUCAAGGAAAUCAAGGAGGACCUGGCAAUCAAGGAAAUCAAGGAGGAGCAGGCAAUCAAGGAGGCCAAGGAAAUCAAGGAGGCCAAGGAAAUCAAGGAGGACCAGGAAAUCAGGGAAAUGGUCAAGGAUUUAGAGGUCGCAACGUUGGUAACAAUCAAGGUGGCGGUUUCUCCGGAGGUCCGCAGAACCAGCAGCGUGACAACAGAAACCGUGGUGGUCCACGGCCUAGCGGAGGUCCUGGUGGUAUGAUGAACAACACCAAUAUGGGUGGUGGAGGUGGUGGUGGUCCGCGCGGCGGUGAGGACUUCUUCAUUACCCAGCGGUCGCGCGGCCUGUCUGGACCAACCUUUGAGCUGGAACCGGUAGAAGUGCCCACGGAGACCAAGUUCUCUGGACGAAAUCGUCUCUAUGUGGGCAACCUGACCAAUGACAUCACCGACGAUGAGCUGCGCGAGAUGUUCAAGCCAUAUGGCGAGAUCAGCGAGAUAUUCUCGAACCUGGAUAAGAACUUUACAUUCCUAAAGGUCGACUAUCAUCCCAAUGCCGAGAAGGCCAAACGCGCCCUGGACGGAUCGAUGCGAAAAGGUCGCCAGUUGCGGGUACGAUUCGCACCCAAUGCCACCAUUUUGCGGGUGAGCAAUCUCACACCGUUUGUGUCCAACGAGCUGCUGUACAAGUCCUUCGAAAUCUUCGGUCCGAUCGAGAGGGCUAGCAUCACCGUCGACGAUCGUGGCAAGCAUAUGGGCGAGGGUAUAGUUGAGUUUGCCAAGAAGUCAUCCGCCAGCGCCUGCCUGCGAUUGUGCAAUGAGAAAUGCUUCUUUCUGACUGCCUCCCUACGGCCGUGCCUGGUGGACCCGAUGGAGGUGAACGACGACACCGACGGACUGCCGGAGAAGGCGUUCAACAAGAAGAUGCCCGACUUUAACCAGGAGCGGAGCAUUGGUCCCCGCUUCGCCGAUCCCAAUUCGUUUGAGCACGAGUACGGAUCGCGCUGGAAGCAGCUCCACAAUUUGUUCAAAACCAAGCAGGACGCACUCAAACGCGAGCUGAAAAUGGAGGAGGACAAGUUGGAGGCUCAGAUGGAGUACGCUCGCUAUGAACAAGAAACUGAACUGUUGCGUCAAGAGCUACGAAAACGCGAAGUGGACAACGAGCGCAAGAAAUUGGAGUGGGAGUUGCGCGAGAAGCAGGCCGAGGAGAUGCGCAAGCGCGAGGAGGAGACAAUGCGACGCCAUCAGACCGAGAUGCAGAGCCAUAUGAAUCGGCAGGAGGAGGACAUACUCCGUCGGCAGCAGGAAACACUGUUUAUGAAGGCGCAGCAGCUUAACUCGUUGCUGGAUCAGCAGGAGGGAUUUGGAGGCGGCGGCAACAACUCCAGUUUUGACAACUUCGGCGGAAACAGCAAUUCGCCAUUUGAAGUUUUUAGAGGCAAUAACAACAACAAUUCCACAAUGAUUGGAAACAAUUCUGGCCCCAACACACAGGACUCCUUCGCUUUUGAAUUUGGGGUUAACAAUAUGAACCAAGGCGGCAAUCAACGUGGAAAUAAUGGCGGAGGAAAUAAUGUCCCAUGGGGACGACGACGUUUUUAGACACUGGAUCAAUCAAACAUAUGAGGAUGAGAUUUGACGUACUCUCAAAUAUUAAUAACAUUUCACAUUUUAACUUUGUUCGCUUGCGAGCAAACAGAACGAACUUGCUUAAAAGGAUCGUCUUGUCGAAUGCACCCAAAUAUGAUUUGAUUUAAUAUUUAGUCAAAUAUUAUCAAUCGUCUAUCGGUCAUACAUUUUAGAGGCAACUAACAAACUAUGAGUAAUGACACGCAAAGGAUGAACCUUACAAAAUAUUAUACAAUUUGAAUCCCAAAAUGAUUGCUUAUAGGUGCAACGCUGCACCAAAAAACGAAAUCAUUACGUACAUAUGCUUAUUCAUAUCUAUAAUUUAAGAUUAUGUAUGUGUCGACUACAUUCUCCAGUAAUUUAAUUCUUUUUUGUCCAUCAUUCAAAUGAAAUAUAUAUAAAGAUAUAUUGCUAAUCGACUUAUUUGAUCAUAAAACAAAAUAUAAAAUAAUUCAAAAACGUAAAAAAAUACUUCGAGAAUCUGGUGAGUAUUCCGGAUGAGCGCAUGGACUUGAUCUGGUCUGGAUCCUUCAUCUCAUUCGAUGUCCACUAAUGGAUCUUUAGGUUGUGCAGAAAUAUUUUAAGCAUUCCCAGUAUUUUGUUGAUCCCUUCAUUAAUUUAUGAUUAACAACUUUGUUUCUGGAAGUAGUCAAUUACAAGACUAAAAAUUUCUUCAGUCUAAAUUACAUAUAAUUUUCUGUACAUUUUUGUCAAUUUUAACUAUUGAUCUGGAAAAUAAGAACUUUUUCCGCAUUUCUAACAUUAAGUUUGGUAAUCAUUUUAUUUUGCUUUUUGUUACAUUUUUUUAUAUGUUUAUUUAUGUUAAUUUUUGUCUCCUACCCUUUUUUUUUUUGUAAACUAUCCUUGCUAUUCUACCAAAUAGGUAGAAAUAUUUAUCAAAGCUGAGUAUUUUAGUAAAUGGAAUUUUCGGGAAAUGAUUUUCGUGAUUGGGGAAAAUGUAAGGGAAAAACAUUCAAUGGAUACAUUUCUCGCCGAUUUUGGAUGCUACUGGAAAACACUUCAUUCCUAGACCUAGAUUUUGGUCAUCUACGCCGUUUUCUUGCAAAAUCCCAGACCGCUAUGAAAAAUUGCUGAUUUCUAUGUUAACACAAACACUGUGUUUGUGUUUUAUAUCCUUUAACCUUUCAUGUUGCUUAAAAAUACAUAGGCAGACCCACACAGCAGCAAAUUAAAUGUAGAUGUUAUUAAUUGUCAUACAAAUCAUUUUAAUAUAUAUAUAUUAGAAUAUGGAAAAGACUACUUUUUAAUCAAACAAACACUGAUCUUUGAAAUCAAACAUGAAAUAUUUACAUUUUGAUUAAUUCUGGGUGUUGGCACAGAAAAUUAAUAAUUUUAAUAAAUUAAUAAACAAUGCCGUGUAUAGCAUCUCUUUCAUUUUUUUAAUUUUGCCGGGAUGAAAAAUAAACCGAAAUGGACUUCCAAAGUUCCCAUGCGAACGUUACAAUGUCAUAUUGGAAUGAAGAUGUCAACUUAUGUUAUUCGGGAUUUACCUGUACUUAUCAUAUUAAUAUUCUUAUACCCUUACAGAAAGUAUUUUUGUCACAAGUUGCAACGCAUCAAUGGAAAGAAUUCUUAGACAGCAUCUCACCAUAGCAAUUUAACUUAACGAUUGUUAUUUCAACAAUUUAUUCGGGCCAGUAUUUUUUUUUUAGUUUUAACGAACGCUGUAUUCGAGUACCUCGACUAUAAAACACCCUGUAUAUUUAGGGGUUUUAUGGUAUACAAGCAGCAGGGACUAUUUCCGCGCUGCUCAGCCAUCUGGAAUCUGUCUGCUUAAUCUAAAUUUUAAUCUAUAGUUUCGCUCAAGAUACGGACAGACAGUCGAGUCGACAAGAAAUCCCCAUCUCAAUUAAUUACAGAUAUCAACAAAUCUAGUAUACUCUGUUACUCCGCAAGUAACAAGUAUAUAGACUUCCAAGAUAAAACUAAACUAUCGGAUGGGUUGCUGGUUUUGACUACCAAUUGACCAACAAGUUGGGCACAGUAUUGUUAACAUUUGAGAAAUGUUUUACUCUCGCAUCGUAAUAUUUAUUUGGCUGAAAAUCGGUUAUGAAGAACAAGGCAUUGCAUAUGGUUUUUAGCAAUCAAAGGCGAUAAAUUUGUGUAGUUAUUGUGGUUUAUGGGAAAAAAGGGGGGUAUUGUGAAAUGAGGAAUGUGGGUUAAUAAAACAACGUCUCGCGAUUUCCCAUGAAAAAUGCUCUCUGAGAAGGAUGAAUAUUUCAAUGCCAUGGCGAUUGGGAAAAGGUAAUGCCUGCCCUUGUGAAAUUUUUAUUAAUUUACCUCCAUACAGCUUAAAUAAUUUAAUUAUUUUCAUAUUCAAGUUCUUUUACAGGUUUAUUUAAUGAAUGUAUGAUGACUUGCAUCGUAUUGCAUGUACAAUGACAUUGGAAUCUUUUUAGACGGAACGUCGCUCUAUUGCACUUGGUGUAAUAUUGUGAACACGAUUAAUAUUUGCACUUUUGGGAUAAUGUCUUUUAUGGCACAACUAUACAUUUGGGGAUCAAAAUCGAUUUCUUCUCACAAUGAGCAGCUUUGCUGUACUCUUACACAAUUUAUUUUGAAGAGGCCUGAACUUCGGGUGCAUUUUGCUGAAAUGUAGGGUAUACUACCUUUCGACCUUAGGGAGUAGUAGCUUUUCCCUCGCUUAUUUCUCAUUUGUCUCCUCCUUCCAAUCUUUCAAAACAAUACUGGUUUCAAUAAACUAUACGUUUAUAAAACAUCUAACCGCUACUGCUUCUCGCCUAUUGUAUAAUUUUAUCACAAAAAAAAACAUCAAUGAAUGAUUAUUAAAUGUUUUAAAGCAAUAUGUUGUGGCCAUUCAUAUUGAUUGAAACAUGAAACUUUCAGCCAAGUUCAUUAUCAUACGCCUAAAUUAUGCAAAAUAAUGCACAUCAGCACAUUAGUGGGCGAAUGUCAAGAGUAAUCUAUGUUUAUAACGAAAAUAAUGGUUAAAUGGAUAAAACACGUCCAAAUUGAAGUAGGAAUUGGCAACGGAUAUCUGUUAAGUUACUAAUCUUUUCUUCUAACUUCCUAAAAACAAAACAGUGAUUCAGACUUACUUCAAAGGUUUAAAACUACAAAACUGGAUGGUUUCCGUCUCAAAAAGUAAAUUGGUAAAGCAUUUUAUUUGUGAUUUUUUUUUAUAAUAAAUGGUGGGUAGUCGGUUUUGAAUUUUUUUUAAUAUGGAAUGACUGCUUCUAUAAGCUCACAAAUGAAAAGUUUAUCUGAAUUGGUGCGAACUUGUUCUUUGACGCAUUUAAAUCGAUAUAUUUAUAUAUCAAAUCAUAGAUUAAUGUUCUUAAAUCAGUUGGAUAACUCACAACUAAAUGUAUUGCAUUUAAAUAUGCAUUAUAUGUAUAUUAAUAUACAGAAAUACUUUGGUUAUGUAGUACUGUAAUAAAAUGCGUUCGGCGAUCAAUCAAACAUACGAUAAUCAAGUACGAGUAUGUUUAUUUAUUUUAAUGCAUUCAAUCGAAAAUAGAUUAUUGCCUAAGACUGGCUAUAUAAAAUAUCUACUAAAUUGUAGCGACUGAAAUAUAAAUUAAAAUGUUUGUUUUGUGGAUGAGAUUCUUUCUAAAAUAUUUGCGUGUGGAUUUUUGGGUUCGAGCCAGCGAUUAGCUGUUUUUUCGAUGAAACUCUUCAGCUUUGGCCGAAGAUGAUAUAUUUUCAAGAUCGCAAUACGGUGUCUUUGCUCGCAAAUGAAGUCCAAAUCGACUGGCAGCAAAGCGCUAACUUAAAUCAGGUAAUCUAUGUUAAAAAGCCUCCAGCACUUUUAAGCUAUAAAGUGUUUCUUAAAGAAAAUUAGCAUUGUUCGAUCAACGUUGCUUGGUUCUAAGAGACCCUGCAACGUGGGCCUGUUGUCGAUUUUCCGUUUAUUUUUUUUUUGUAUUUAUUAUGCAGCACUUCCUUAACUGAGCUGCAUUAUCAAAAUACUCAAACCAGAAUUGUUGACUAAUCCAGUUUAUGUUUGCAGGAGAUCAAACGUCUUGACGAUCCUAUAAAUGGCACUACCUCAAACAUCACCCUACCAGAUUUGGAUUCGCAUAUAAUGGCUUUCAUAUUGGAACAGUUCUCGUCUGAUGUGCUUUAUACAAAAAUUGUACAAAUUGUUGGUGGCAACUUUAAAAACCACACUCAGCUGGAUAAAAUAUUAUUAAAAAAUGCAUAUACAAUUUCA